AUGGUGUACAUUGCAUGGGCGUUCUCAUCAGACGAGACCCUGUUCUCCCUGGGUAUCUCGUACUUUCCAUCCAGGUAUUGGGCGGUGGCGUUGCCGGCCUUUCUUGUCGCCAUCAUGCUCUGCGUGCUCCCGGCGUUAUUUGCGGUGACUCUCUCGCUCACCCGCCCGCUCACCAGCCUCGAUCUCGUCUUUGAUGAGCACACCAAGCCGCCGGUGGAAAAGGUGCAUCCAGACGCCCUCGCGCCACUGUACGACAUUCCGCUGUCGGUUGUCAACGAGCUCAUGUACGACCACGCUCACACAGACAGCCGGGCGGCAUGGAGCUGA
This is a messenger RNA of Thecamonas trahens ATCC 50062, 327 nucleotides long. RefSeq lists its product as uncharacterized. The transcript has a single exon. The record is from RefSeq and is a predicted model, not a curated record. Lineage: Eukaryota; Apusomonadida; Apusomonadidae. Bases 1 to 327 code for a protein of 108 amino acids.